Molecule: messenger RNA, 2649 nt
Organism: Aspergillus tanneri
Lineage: Eukaryota; Fungi; Ascomycota; Eurotiomycetes; Eurotiales; Aspergillaceae
Product: calcium/hydrogen antiporter
Exons: 2
Coding region: 1-2649 (882 amino acids)
Biological process (GO): intracellular calcium ion homeostasis; calcium ion transmembrane transport
Cellular component (GO): membrane; endomembrane system
Molecular function (GO): calcium:proton antiporter activity
Source: RefSeq, a predicted model, not a curated record
AUGUCUUCUAAACGGCAGGUACCCCAUAAGGGACAGGAGUUCUCUACCGACGAUGAUGUCCAGGAAGUUGAAGAGGAUAUAGCUAUUCAGCAGGCAACAAACCCUCAGCCUUCGCCAAGAACUCGCCCUUUAAUAAAGCAGAAUUCAACAAUCCGGCGGAGGGUUAGCGCACGCGUCGGAACAUUUGCGCAAACAGAUUCCGAUCAGGAUAGAGAGAACGAAUUCGGCUUGCCAGAAUCUGGUCUAGAAGACUCUGGGGUCGAGUCCUCCUCGAAGCAGCCGGAAGCAGAAACCCAAGCUGGCGGAGAAAGCGGUUCAGACGAUGGUUCAGACGACGAGGUGACCAGUGAUGCAGAAAGUUUCACUCUGAAAGAUCGUCAACAAGCUAUCAACGAAACCCACCCAUUCGGAAUCAGGCUGUGGAAACCUGCAUUGUACAAGAAAAGUCGUUCAGUAGAAAAGACUGCUGAAGGAGAUAUACACUCGUCUCCAGGGGGACGGGUGGGAAAUAUCCUUAUUCUAACCAAUCUACUGUGGACUAUAUUUUUCGGAUGGUGGCUUGGCCUUGCGGCUCUUACAGCUGCUAUCGCUUGUUUUGCCUUUGCCUAUUCACCCAGUGCCGUGGAAUAUGGGAGAGUCUUUUCUGGACUUUCCUGGUAUUUAAUAUACCCUUUUGGCUCCUUCGUACGAUUAAAUAGCGAUGAAAAUUAUGCAGAAGAAGAUGAAGGUGAAGGUCGCAGCAUCAGCGAGUAUGAGCAAUGGCAGAACGGCGACCUAGAGUAUGGUAGGCUAUUUUUCGGACCCCGUCGCAAUCAGUCUCUUGUUGGGAGAAGGCGAAACAGUGUCGAUUCGGCCAGUGAACAAGAAAGCCUUCUAGGCCGAACACACAGGGGCAAUGCGCAAGAAACCCCCAUAAGCCAUUCUAAACGGCGUUUGUUUGGCCGUGGAGAGUGGACUCUAGGUCGCGUUGUGUUCUUCGUAUUCUUCUAUUUCCUUGUUGGGCCCUUGAUGCUCUUGGUGUCUCUACUCUGCUGGUUCCUCGUCUUCUGGAUUCCAAUGGGACGCGUGACCAUAAUUUUGUUUGAUCACCUUCGUCGUCAUCCGCUAGCUUUAUCGUACCAUUCUGACACAACAUCUACGCGUCUCAGUCCUGGUUCCUCUUCGUCCAUCCUGUUAUGCACUUAUCGGGCUGCUGGUUUAAGAUAUUGGAAAUACACAGUGGGCGGGACCAACAUCUUCUUGAUCAACCUUCUUGGUGUCGUCUUAUUCGUGAUCUUUGAUUACUUUCUCCUAGCUAAAACUCUGAAUGUUCAGAGUUGGUUGACGCAUCCGGGUCUAAUUUUUACACUUGCACUCGUUUCUAUCAUCCCUCUAGCUUAUUUUAUUGGGCAAGCUGUUGCCUCGAUUUCCGCACAAUCGUCCAUGGGCAUGGGUGCGGCCGUCAAUGCAUUUUUCUCGACAGUAGUCGAGGUUUACCUCUACUGCGUGGCUUUAACAGAGGGGAAAAGUCAGCUUGUCGAGGGCAGCAUCAUCGGCAGUAUCUUUGCAGGUGUCUUGUUCCUUCCCGGAUUGUCCAUGUGUUUUGGUGCUAUCAAGCGCAAGACACAACGUUUCAAUGUGAAAUCUGCUGGAGUCACUUCCACGAUGCUAAUGUUCGCUGUAAUUGCUGCGUUCGGUCCCACGCUCUUUUACCAAAUCUAUGGCAGUCACGAACUCAAUUGCCGGCCAUGCUUCAGCGCGGAAUCGGGCAGCGGUGAUUGCCGCCGUUGCUACUUCUCCCAAGUCCCUGCCGUUAAUGAUAGUUUCUUUCGAAAAGCCGUGCAACCUUACUCAUGGUUCGCGGCUCUGUUCCUCUUUCUAUCAUAUAUCAUCGGGCUAUGGUUUACACUCAGGACCCAUGCCGCCCUCAUUUGGGCUACAGAAGCCGAGGAAAAAAAAACCGCGGCCUUUGCUCAUGAGCAAAGCCCUUAUGAACCGAGGCAUCUCCUCUUUCAAAGCGGACAGUCAGGACUUCCUGGUGGAACUGCUGGGCCAAAAGGAUCAGUUCGCGACUCUCAACUAUACAAACGGAUCCUAGGGCAGUCUCUAAAGCACGUUGGCUUGUCAGAUGUCGCAGCUGAAUCUGGUACAGACCAACCCGAACCAAGUUCCACGCGUGACAUGAAUACAACUCCCUACCUUGUUCCCCCUCGAACGGAGGGCGAAGCUAAAUGCCCAGAGUUCAAAGACUUGAGAGGCAUGUCUGGCAAAGAGAACGAGCAUUUGAUGCGCCAAGUAACAGAAGUCGCAGCAACAGCUGCAGCCGUUGCUGCCCGUGAUGCCGCUCGACCUCGGAAGCCUUCUGUCCAGCACUGUACGCUGCGUCAAGGAAGUAAAGGGUCCACAGAUCCCAUCAAAACUAUGUUAGAGGAGCAUGAUGAUGUCGGGCUUGAAUGUAGCCACCCGGGCGGUGGACAUGAUGCACCUAACUGGAGCAGAUCUAGAAGCUCCAUUAUCCUUCUGGUGGCCACUAUCCUCUACGCAGUUAUCGCCGAGAUACUCGUCAAUACGGUGGAUGUUGUACUGGAGAGUGUCGAUAUCGAUGAGAAGUUCCUUGGAAUAACUCUAUUUGCUUUGGUGCCAAACACCACAGAGUUUUUGGUAAGUUAA